Molecule: messenger RNA, 809 nt
Organism: Zingiber officinale
Lineage: Eukaryota; Viridiplantae; Streptophyta; Magnoliopsida; Zingiberales; Zingiberaceae
Product: RING finger protein ETP1-like
Exons: 7
Coding region: 325-795 (156 amino acids)
Biological process (GO): cytoskeleton organization
Molecular function (GO): zinc ion binding; microtubule binding
Source: RefSeq, a predicted model, not a curated record
UCCUCUUCAAGGCCCUUCAGCAAAGGUGCCCAUCAGCGGCAAAGGCCCUCCCUUCGAGCCCUAUCUCAGUAGAGGCACCCCAGCACCAUCUACGAAGGGGGCGGAACGAGGCGUGGCAAUUUUUCUAGCCUGAUAAUAGUCAGAUGACAUCUUGGCGUUGAGGUAACCCUUAGCCGUUUCGAUUUUCCCUUCUUCGAAUCAAGCCACCAUGGCGGCGGAGGACAACUCGUCGACGGGAACACUCAAGGUGGAUGAGGAAGAGUUAUUUAGUGUCGAAUCCUGCUGGGUUGAGGCACGAACGACCUGCGACCGCCUGUCAUCGUUAUGUUACGACCUAUCUUAAAUUCCUCUUCCGGUUCCCCCUGCUCUAGCAAAUCAUCAUACUACGAUUCCAUGUAUCUGGAGAUCAAGACGAAUCAAGGAAAUUUCAGGUGUCAUCACCUUGCUGAAAACUGGUUGUGUUUGAGCUGUAAAGAUGUUUUCUGCAGUCGUUUUAUCAAUAAGCACAUGGUGAACCAUCACCAAGAAAUUGGGCACUGCCUUGCUUUGAGUUUCAGCGAUCUAUCAGUUUGGUGCUUUAACUAUGAUGCAUAUAUGGAUGUUCAGAUGAUCAGGCAACUAUGGCCUAUUUAUGAAGUUACCCAUCUGCUAAAAUUUGAGGAAUUGACAAAGUUGGACGAAAAGCUUAAGCUCACUGAAUCACUAUUGGAAAGCAAGAAUCUUGAAAUUAAGAAGAUAAAUGAUGAGAAGAAAGCAGCCUUGGCUACUCAAUUUGCAGCAGAGGCAACACUUUGAAAAGUUUAUGCAAC